Ilex paraguariensis (yerba mate) is the source of this 1532-nucleotide messenger RNA. Lineage: Eukaryota; Viridiplantae; Streptophyta; Magnoliopsida; Aquifoliales; Aquifoliaceae. The record is from the annotation of a GenBank genome assembly.
CGCAACACGAGACAGAAAUAGGUCCGAAGCACUCUACAGACAGAUUGAAGUCCACUUCUCAGCCGAACCAAGUUAACUCGCUGCCGCGUCCACCGCCACCAAUGGUCGGACAAACUCAAGCCCAGACAACGGAAACUCAGCCUCAGCCCACCACCGACCCAGCCAAUGCUCCUCCUGAAAACCCUUCCCCAACUACCAAAAUCCCUUUCCGCCCACGGAAAAUCCGAAAACUUUCCCCCAAAACUUCCUCCGACUCCAAAUCCUCUCAAUCCACCGCCACUGAAAACCCUAAAACCACCACCGAAAGCCCUAAAACCGCCGCCACUGCCACGGAAAGCCCUAAAAUUACCACCACCUCCAAACCAUCAAAAUCCAAAUUGACCCCAUCAUCACAACCCAAACCAAUAGUCCCAACACUCAUGGCUCGAUCUCUCUCUUGCGAAGGCGAAAUUGAAAUCGCCCUCCGCCACCUCCGAACCGCUGACCCAAUUCUCUCAUCAUUAAUCGAUCACCACCAGCCCCCAAUCUUCGAUUCCUUUCAUUCUCCAUUUUUAGCCCUAAGUAGAAGCAUUCUCUACCAACAACUCGCUUACAAAGCAGGCACUUCAAUCUACACCCGCUUUGUAUCCCUAUGCGGCGGUGAAUCCGGUGUCCUCCCCGAAACAAUUCUUUCUCUAACCCCUCACCAGCUCCGCCAAGUCGGCAUUUCGAAUCGAAAAGCAAGUUAUCUCCAUGACCUUGCAAGAAAAUACCAAAAUGGAAUUUUAUCGGAUUCCUCAAUUCUUGAAUUGGAUGAUAAGUCUUUGUUUACAAUGCUUACUAUGGUUAAUGGUAUUGGGUCUUGGUCAGUUCAUAUGUUUAUGAUUUUUUCUCUGCAUAGACCGGAUGUGCUUCCUGUAAAUGAUCUUGGGGUGAGAAAAGGGGUACAGAUGCUUUAUGGGCUUGAGGAGUUACCGAAACCAUCGCAGAUGGAGCAAUUGUGUGAGAAAUGGAGGCCGUAUAGGUCUGUCGCGGCGUGGUACAUGUGGAGGUUUGUGGAAGCAAAGGGGUCGAAUUCGAGUGCAGCUGUAGUGACUGGAGAGAAUUUGCAGCAGCAACAACAGCAGCAGUUUUUGGAUCCUAUUAAUGGCAUUCUUAAUUUCGGGGCUUGUGCUUGGGGACAGUGAACCUUAUCUCAAUUGGGAAGUGUUGUCAAUGAUCAGCCAUGUUUAUACGUCAAUCAGUUUGAGGAUGAGGGCUGCAUAACAGGGCAAGGAAAGUUACGGGGCUCGUAACUCCGGGAGUGUCGGGACUUGUGAGAGAGGAGCAUCUUACCUAUUUUAGGAUUAACAAUAAAGGCUAUGUGCUCUAAUUUUCUUAUUUGAGAAAUGGCAGUUCCAAUUUGGUUUGUCUUGUAUAUGACACUUACGAAACCCAUCUAAUUCUCGUCUGAUGUUUUGUCUCACGUUAUAAAACUUCAAAUUUCCGCAGGCAUGUAUCCAAAUCUCUCUCUCUCACUCAUUUUGGAAAAAUGGGAGGAUAGAAAGUUCGAA